GUGAAAUAACUUUCCCUAAACAUAGUCGUGUAGUUAAAAUUGCAACAAUGGAUGGGUCCGUCUAAGUUGGAAACAAGCAUUUGGAUGAUUUGCCAUCUAUAUUAACCUUGACGAGAAUAUCGUACCUUCCUUCUCGCAUGAUCAAAUCCAUUCGAUCUCGUCAUUUGUUAAUGUCAGGCCCAAUAUGAAACUGUUGGAUAUAAUAAUAAAAUUAACAGGUACAGAACAACCACUUUCGGCCCAAAAAAGUGUUGGAAAGGAAGCGGGCAGGCCCAGUAGGGCUGAAGCCGACCCAAUCGAAACCCUAAACCCGAAAAUUAGGGUUUUUAUAUUUCGCAUCCCUCUUUCCGAUUCAUCUUUCCCAGAGGCCAGCGCCACUCAGUGUUGAGGGGAAAACCAGAAGCGACAGAGCUCCUCCGCCAAGGUAAGACUCGAGCGAGUUAGGAAAGAUGCCGGCUGGCCAUGGUCUUCGUUCUCGCACUCGAGAUUCCUUCUCCAGGCCCUUCAGGAAGAGGGGUUACAUCCCCCUGACCACUUACCUUCGUACCUUCAAGGUCGGUGACUACGUCGAUGUCAAAGUCAAUGGCGCCGUCCACAAGGGUAUGCCCCAUAAGUUCUACCACGGCCGCACCGGUCGCGUCUGGAACGUCACCAAGCGCGCCGUCGGCGUAGAGAUGAACAAGCAGGUUGGGGGCAGGAUCAUCAGGAAGAGGAUCCAUGUUAGGAUUGAGCAUGUGAUUCCCUCAAGGUGCACUGAGGAGCUCCGCCUCAGGAAGAAGAAGAAUGACGAACUGAAGGCUGCAGCAAAGGCCAGAGGCGAAGUUAUCAGCACCAAGAGACAGCCUGAGGGCCCUAAACCCGGCUUCAUGGUGGAGGGUGCAACUCUGGAAACCGUUACUCCUAUUCCCUACGACGUCACCAACGAUCUUAAGGGCGGAUAUUAGAUUCAGUUGUUCCCUAGGGCUCUUUUUCGUGUUUUUGGCUCUUUGUUGUUUGGGUUUAUGCAAUCUGAAACUUCAAUGCACUGCUUGAGAGCCUCUCUUAAAUUUAUGCAGUCUGUUUUAACUUGUUUCAGUUUUGGAUGAUACUUCGGUCGAUAAUGUCUGAGCGAGAUUUUGUUUUACAGAAGUUAUAUGUGCUUCAUUGGAUUCUUCAUUUGCAUCAUAGUUUAGUGCCCAUUCGGUUCAAGGCGUGGAGUUAGCUACAAUUUUAUAUGUUCCCUGUAAUGCCUCUGUGAAACCAUCUUUUAGGGUUCGUAAAAGCUGCUAUUUCCCUCUUGCGUUGAUCCCUCUGUACUACGGUGGUAAUGGUAUGGUUCAAUCUUCCAUUGUAGGGGUUGCAUGGAAAAUGAAUGAAGUAAAAUGAA
This is a messenger RNA of Linum trigynum, 1366 nucleotides long. The record is from the annotation of a GenBank genome assembly. Lineage: Eukaryota; Viridiplantae; Streptophyta; Magnoliopsida; Malpighiales; Linaceae.